This is a messenger RNA of Helicoverpa zea (corn earworm), 5317 nucleotides long. RefSeq names its product tetratricopeptide repeat protein 39B-like. Lineage: Eukaryota; Metazoa; Arthropoda; Insecta; Lepidoptera; Noctuidae. Gene Ontology annotation, molecular function: protein binding. The coding region runs from base 191 to 2005 and encodes 604 amino acids. The record is from RefSeq and is a predicted model, not a curated record. The transcript has 15 exons.
GGUGGUGACGUUAGAGAAAGACGUAUAUUUUGUAUACAAAUAAAUAAACUGUUUUAUUUAAGCUUCACUGUAGAAAAUAUUAAUGAAAUAGUGCAACGAUCAUUCAUUGAUUUAAAUAUACAGUUAAGGAUCAGGUGUGUUUAAAAGCUUUGUGAACUAAUAUCGAUUUAACUGGAACCAUAAUUCGGAGAUGGCUCUAAGGCAAGAGACCGCUCCGGCGUUGACGCCUCCGCUGCUGCAUGAUCCUUUCGGCGUCGCGGCGGCGACCCUAGCCGACGAACAUUUUGAGGAUGAGUUUGAAGAUGCUACAGAUGAACACCCACCCGCGCAAACUGCUGAUUUACACACUUCCUUCGAGGACUGCGAGGUGGCCAUUAGAAAAUUCUUUAAUAAUGAUUUAAUUGGUGCGACGAACAUGAUGAAACCCUGGGAACGCACGUCGCUUUACCACAGCCUUGGCACUGCCAUGUUCGAGUUUAUACCAGCAAUGUUGACCUUCGACCACGCACAAAUCAAUCGGACCCUGGCCGCACUCAAAGUAGCCAUCAAUAUUUGUAACCAGCACAGGAAAAAUUACACCUUUGUAGAGAGCAUCGGCACAAUUAUCAAAAAGCCAAAUUACGCCACAUAUACAGAUUUGGAAGCCCACGCUGAGCUGUGCUAUGCAGAAGCCUUACUACUUCAAGCAGCAAUGACUAUUAUGGACGGAGAAGACCUCACAGGGCUCAUCAAGGGCACUAUCAAGGUCAAAAAUUGCUACACCAGUUACAAGGAGUGCGCAAAAAUAUUAGAAAAGAAGGAAUGGGAGACAGAACUAUCGAGAGUGCAGUUCCGAAGUGGUGUGCGCCUGGGCAUUGCCACGUUCAACGUGAUGAUAUCCAUGUUACCGCCUAAGAUUAUAAGCGUCUUAGAAUUCGUGGGAUUCUCGGGGAACAAGACCGUUGGAUUGGCAGAGCUGGAGGCGGGGUCGAACGAGCCAGGCAUGCGGUCGGUACUCUGUGACCUCACCUUGCUGGGCUACCACCUCGUCAUGUGCCAUUUCAUCGGCGCACCAGGCGACCUGCCUGUCUGCGAGAGAAUACUGGACAGACAGCUCAAGGUGUACCCGCAGAGCGUUUGGUUCCUGAUGUUCAAGGGUCGCAUCGAGCUGCUGCGCGGGCAGUUCGACGCCGCCAUUGAGUCGUACAACCGCUCCAUCAACAGUCAGAAGGAGUGGCGCCAAUUCCAUCACGUCUGCUACUGGGAGAUCAUGUGGGUCAACAGUUUGAAAAUGGACUGGCGUGAGGCGGCAUUGUACGCGAAUAAACUUAUAGAGGAAAGUUCGUGGUCAAGGACCAUUUACUCUUACUCUAAAGCGGCUAUGUUAUUACAACUGAAUGAUAUCACGUCUGCAGAGAAACAACAAUGCAAUGAUCUCAUGAGGAACGCUUCUUACUAUAAGCAGCGCAUCGCCGGCAAAUCGUUGCCGAUGGAGAAAUUCGUGAUCAAGCGGUGUGCGCGGUACCAGGCGCAGGGGGGGCGGCUACUGCUGCCUGCCAUCGAACUGCUGUGUCUGUGGAACAUGUUCCCCAUCCUCGCCAAGAACGAGAGGAACGCGCAGAACGUACUUAAGUUGAUCGAAGCGACGAGCCAGCAAAUAGAUCGCGACCCGUGCGACUGGAUGGCGGGCUACGAGAUCGACAACCGGGCCCUGCUGUGGUUCCUGCAGGGUUGCUGCCUCGCUGCCAUGAACCUGCCGCGGUUGGCCCUCGACUCCUUCAGCUCAGUACUACAACUCAAGAACCAUAUCAAGGAAGACACGUUCCUACUUCCGUACACCGUGUCUGAGAUGGCGAUGUGUCACUAUCAGCUCGGUGACAAAGAUAGAGCACUGCAGAUGCUGCAGGAUGCCAGGAAGAAGUAUUCUGGAUAUUCCUUGGAGUCACGAUUGCAUUUCCGCUUGCACUCAAAGCUGGAAAUAGUGAAGAACGGUACAAGCACCACUGCAAGUCCUGCCACUUCUUAAGUUCACACGUAUACCGACCGAAUCUCAUAUUUAUUGCGCAAAUGCAUUUAACUCGGCUAUAGAGAAUUUCGUGGAACCUCAUUCCACCAUUAUAUUCAGUGUACCCAUAGUAAAUUAAUACAAUUGAAGAAUGUCAUAUUUAAUCUUAUUAUAUCUGUGUGAACAUAAUAAUCAAUGUUGUUUCAACAAAUUAAAUGUUAAGUAUAUUCGAUAUAAGACUUAGAUUAAAAUACGAAUCUUAAAAUAAGCCGCUGCACGUAUCCUACCUAGUACUGAACAUUGCUUAUUUAAAUUUGGUUUCUUAUAUCAUAUUCGUAUUUUGAUCUCAAGCUUACAGUGAUGAUUAAUUAGGUUAGAUUAAUUUAAAAAAUGAAUCAUGGUAUGUAUUAGAAGAGAUAUGUUUUUGUAGAUAAUAAUUUCCAUAGCCCUAGUCUGAGAGUACAACAUUAACGCAAUUAAUUAUUAUUAAUUCACUCUCUGCAUAUCACUAACUUUAGUUGAGUUUACUCAACAACUACUUCUUAUCGUUUUUUGGUUUAGUAUUACUAAAUAUUUUAAUUCCUGUCUAGCUUUUUUGUAUUUCUUGUUGAAAGAACCUAGUUCAAAUUUAUUAUUGUUUUCUUUAGUGUAAUUAAGUCAAAAUAUUUAUUGAUAUAGUUUGGUGAAUACGUUAGUAACACGCCCAUGACCCGCGGGUAGCGCAAGCACCGGACGGAGUGGAAUAGGUUUGUGAACGUGGAGCAGCAGCAUGUGAAUAUUUUUAUUACCAUUAUAAUAUUUUUCUCAUAAGAAAUGUUUUUAAUGGCACCGGGACCACCCUCUUAGCCUUCACUUUUGACAAUUACGCCUGCACACCCGCGUAUCUCAAACGAAUUUACCAAGCUAUGUUAGGGCCUUGCAAACCGUUGCAUGCGAGUGCAGAUAUGCGCGAGUUUUCUGUUCUCUUAUAACUUAUGUAUUAAUAUUAUAAUCUUUCACAGUUAUAGUGAAUUUACAAAUAGUAGACAUAUUUCUGUAGUAAUUUAUCAUCCACAAUAUAUAUGUGAAGAUGUUAAAUUCGUGUAUUCAAGUUCAAACAGUAUAAAAUUAAUAAACAAUACAAAUUAAUAAGUGUUGUGAUAAUGGAUCUGAAUGUAAUUUCUUGGCUGUACUGUAAUGUAGUAAACGUAAAUAAUAAUAAUAUAUGUAUCUGCGAUAACGCGAAUAUUGCGUUUCUUAUAGUAGAGAUAUGCUUAUUUCGGUUCAGGGUAAUGAAAUAAUUAUAACGUUUAGGAAAUAUCUUCCUCUUUAUUUAUACAAUAUUUAUUUAUGAGUGAUACUCAUUAUUUAUGAGUGAUGUUCGGCAGAUUUUUUUAUAAAUGUUCAGGCUGCGUUUCUCGAUGAUAUAUCCGUCUGGUUUCGUUAUUUAAUUUUCCGUCCAUUUUGUGUAUAUGUCACGAAACCUGUAGCAGUCACGAUAAUGUUUGCCCUUCGAAUAAUGCAUGUUGUUGACGCCAGAGUUUACAUUAAUUACUUAAUAAAUAUUAUUAAAAUAUAAAUAGGUCUCGAUCACCCAAAGCAGUUGAAAUAAUUUAAGAUCAUUGAAAUUUUCGGUCGUUCCCGAUGUUACAUUUCCUUGAGUAAGGUUCAUACAAUAGGUCAAAAUUUUGCUUACUUACCUAUUUCUGUCGCCCAAUACGGUUUUGUAUUAAGGUUUCGUAAUUUAGUUCCUCCACUAUGUAAUCUGUUGUACAAGGCCUGUUGACAUAGUUUUUCCCCCAAGAACCUGAAAUAUAGAUGUAUGCGACAAGUUACUAAACUAGCGAGUACAAGUUCAUCUGCCGGGAAACGCAACCUACAACAAAACACUGCUAGGGGCGGAAUAUUCAACGUUCUAAUUAUGUGGAAAAUACGACUAUCAAAAAAUCGCCCUAACUCUUUUAGGCUGUGUUCAAACCAAACUGACUGUCAGCCACCGAAUGUAAGUGAUCGUUACUCAGUUUGUAUUUACAUACAUAGUCACUUUUUCGACGAGUCGAUACGUUAUACGUAACAUGCAUAGAUCCUGACAUUCGGCGGCUGACAGUCAGUUUGGACUGAACGCAGCCAUAGAGCUUAUUUUGAAUUGAUAACAUACCUGCUUAGCCACAACGUACAUCUGGUCACUUUAUGAAAUACUCUCUAGCUUAUUGUAAUGUCACGCGACCCCCUUUUCUGAGGGUUUAAAAAAUCCUAAAUUGACCUUAUUGGACACGGUUGACCUGGAAUACGAUCAUGUCAUGAUGUGACCAGAUAAACGAUGUGGUUACGACUAACACACAAUUAUAUUUUUGUAAUUUGCCUAUUUGUUACUACUUAAUUCCUUCAUCUAGAUAUUUAUUAUUUUGUUCUGUAAGUUAUAUUAAUUUAUCUUAACACAGGUAUAGUUAUCGGCACGAAUCUUGAGCGCUGACCUUCACCUGCGCAGAAGUGAUUUAUUAGCAAUGAACCAAUCCCGAGUGACGGCUAUGACGCGAUGCGCUGCAAAGGGACCCAAUAAAUCUGCGCAGGUGAAGAUCAGGGCUCAAGAUUCGUGCCGAUGAUUAUAAUUAAUUAGUCUUUUGUACAAAGGUUGUUAUUUUUGGGCAGUUGUUACUUCUUCCAUUUUGAAUAUUGAUUCGUUUUAUUUUUAAGGGUUUAUAAGGAUACUAUAAUUUAAUGUUAUUUUUUAAUGGUGAGGAUACAGAGAUAUGGCCAAUGAAUGUGUUAUAUCGUAAUCAGUACAAAUACAAAUUAUUAGGUUCGUCGUUCACAAAUAACACUAAUAUCCGAUACACGGCGAUAUUUGCCUUUAAGCGACAUAAACUUACAAAUUCGAUCGUUCCUACGUCACAUGUUCUCGUACUCAAGCCAUCGAUAUUAUUUUUGCGCUAGGUGCCUAGAUAAAUCUAGACAAAUCUAAUCUUGUAUCGGAUAUUUGUGUUGCCUUGUCUUCGCAUGACUUACAUCUAGCUAUUGCCAGAGUGGAAUAUUGUUAUCUAUCCACCUUGAUGUACGAAAAUAUUCACGAAAGCAUUGUUACUGGGCUGUGAACGAAACUGAAAGCAGGUACAAAUAUAAAAGGCUCAAAGCUCAUGCUUGAUAUUUAUCCGUAAAAGUUUACUCUGACAGAGUGUUAGGUAGCCAAACGACGAUAAACAAUCAGAGGACAAGUCUCAUAAAAUUUAUAGACCUUUAACGUUAUGGUGAAUCCUUUGACAGUUCAUAACUGAUAGUCAUAGUGAUGAAACCUAAUGUAUUUAAUAGAUUGUUUUAUAAUAUCGAACGAAUUGGCAAAUUCCUAACUUGCGUCAA